UGAAGAUGAGCAGAAGGGCUGCUGUAUCUGCAAUCGAUCUCGUUCGUGGAAGAGGAUUUCUCAAUCGACGGUCUCAUAAAACGGGUAUUCUCUCUCCUCCAUCCUCUCUCUUCUCUUCCAAGGCUUUUCAACCUAAGCGGCGCCCAAUAGAUUUCAGUACUGUUAAAGAAUUAGAUGAUGCUGUUAAAUUGUUUGGGGAAAUGAAGAGUAUGCGGCCUGAGCCUUCUAUUCUAGUGUACAACAACCUUAUGAGUGUCAGUGUAAAGAUUGAGCAGUAUUCUUUUGCCCUCAAUGUGUUCGAUGAAAUGCUUCGGAUGGGAUUCCCUGUUAAUGUUUACAGUAUGAAUAUCGUGGUUAACUGUUGUUGUCACUUGAAAGACAUAAACUCUGGUUUUGCUAUUGUGGCCUUGUUUUUUAAGAGUGGAUACGAACCAGAUGUCACGACAAUCGGUACUCUCAUUAAAGGAUUGUUUUUAAAGGGUGAGGAGGCGGAAGCUGUAAAAUUAUUCGAGAAAGUUCUGGAUUUAAAAGUUUGCGAGCCUGAUAGUGUUAUGAUUCUGCACUUGAUAGAUGGGUUAUGCAAAACUGGACAGGUCAUUGCGGCUAGCGAUUGGGUUCAUAGAUUAGAAAGUUGUGGGUGGAGACCCAACAUUAAGGCUUAUAGCACAUUAAUUGAUGGGUUCUGCAAGGGUGGACAAAUAGAUGAAGCUUUUGAACUUCAACUUAAGAUGACCAACAAGGGUAUGUUACCCGAUGUUGUCACAUAUAAUACCAUGAUUAAUGCAUUAUGUAAAGAAGGAAAGAUGGAAGAAGCUGAGAAUUUGUUCGAAACUAUGACGAAGCACAAUAUAUGUCCCACUGUGGUCACGUAUAAUUCACUUAUUGACGGAUUUUGCUUGAGAGGUGAAACUGAUAGAGUAAAACAGUUGCUCAAUUCCAUGGUAGAGAUGGACAUAAAACCCGAUAUUGUAAGUUAUAGCAGUUUAUUAAAUGCGUACUGUAAGAAGGGGAGUGUGGAUGAAGCUCAACUUGUUUUUCUUGAAAUGUCCGAUAAAGGUUUGGUCCAUGAUGUGUAUACUUAUAAUACCAUGAUACACGGAUUAUUUAGUGCAAAUAAAUUUGUCGAGGGAUGGAAACUUUUUGAGGAUAUGGAAGAUCAACAAGUGUGUUGUCCUAACUUGCGUACGUACAAUGUGUUGUUGGAUGGGCUGUGCAGUAACGGGGAAAUUAAUGAGGCUGUUUCGUUGCUGCGCAAGAUAGAAGAUAAAGGAUUUACCCCUAAUAUUGUUAGCUACAACAGCUUAUUAAAUGGAUAUUGCAAAAAAGGAAGCGUGGAUGAAGCUUGGCUUCUUUUUCUUGAAAUUCCAAGUAAAGGGUUGGUGCGAGAUAAACAUACUUAUAAUACCAUGAUACAUGGAUUAUUUAGUGAAAAUAAAUUUUCCGAGGGCUGGAAACUUUUCGAGGAUAUGGAAGACCAACAAGUGCGUCAUGACUUGUGUACUUAUAAUACAUUGUUGUAUGGGCUGUGUAAGAAUGGAGAGAUUGAUGAGGCUCUUUCAUUGCUGCGCCUGAUUGAAGAUAAAGGAUUUACCCCUAACAUAGUCACGUAUGGUACUCUUAUAAAUGCAUUAUGCAAAAAUGGAAAACAUGGCAUUGCGAUAGAUCUUUUCAAUCAACUUCUAUCAAAUGGUGUACAGCCUGAUGCUUACAUAUAUAGUAUGAUCAUCGGUUCAUAUUGUCAAGUAGGGUCUUUGGAGGAGGUAAAACGUUUGCUGGUAGAGAUGGAGAAUCGUGGCUGUGGACCUAAUCAUGUAACAUACAGGGUCAUCAUCGGGAGUCUGCUAAAGCAAAAUGAGGUUGACAAGGCCAGAUCAUUCUUGGAAGAAAUGCGUGAAAAGGCAUUCCCAGCCGAUUCUGCAACUUCUUCGAUGCCAAGUGAGAUGAUUAAUUCCUCAAAUUGCAAUGGGGAGAUUGAUGAGGCUGUUUCAUUGUUGCGCCUGAUCGAUGAUAAAGGAUAUACCCCUGAUAUUUUCCUCACUUUCAAUUUCACCUGCCGAUUAAGGAAGAUGAGCAGAAGGGCUGCUGUAUCUGCAAUAGAUCUCAUUCAUGGAAAAGGAUUUCUCAAUCGAUUGUCUCAUAAAUCGGGUAUUCUCUCUCCUCCAUUCUCUCUCUUCUCUUUCAAGGCUUUUCAGCCUAAGCGGCGCCCAAUAGAUUUCAGCACUGUUAAAGAAUUAGAUGAUGCUAUUAAAUUGUUUGGAGAAAUGAAGAGUAUGCGGCCUCAGCCUUCUAUUCGAGUGUACAACAAACUUAUAAGUGUUUGUGUAAAGAUUGAGCAGUAUUCUUUUGCCCUUAAUAUGUUCGAUGAAAUGCUUCAAAUGGGUUUCCCUAUUGAUAUUUACACUAUGAGUAUUGCAAUUAAUUGUUGCUGUCACUUGAAAGAUAUAAACUCUGGUUUUUCUAUAAUGGCCUUCUUUUGUAAGAAUGGUUUCGAACCAAAUGCCGUGACAAUCAGCCCUCUUAUUAAAGGGUUGUUUUUAGAGGGUAAGGAGGCGGAAGCCGUGAAAUUAUUCCAAAAGGUUCUGGAUUUAAAAGUUUGCGAGCCUAAUGGUGUUAUGAUUCUGCACUUGAUAGACGGGUUAUGCAAAACUGGACAGGUCAUUGCAGCUAAUGAUUGGGUUCGUGGAUUAGAAAGUUGUGGGUGGAGACCUGACGUUUGGGUUUAUAGUGCAUUAAUUGAUGGGUUCUGCAAGGUGGGAAAUGUUGAUGAUGCUUUGAAACUUCUACCCGAGAUGAUCAGUAAAGGUAUUUUACCUAAUGUUGUCACAUAUAGUACCAUGAUUAAGGAGUGUGAUAAUGGUAGGCAUACUGAUGUUAGAAACUUAUUGAAUGAAAUGGCCAAUUCCAAGAUAUAUUUGAAUGUGCAUACUUUCAAUAUAUUGAUUGAUGCAUUAUGUAAAGAAGGAAAGAUUGUAGAAGCCGAGAAUGUGUUGGAAACUAUGACGAAGCAUAAUAUAUGUCCCACUGUGGUCACAUAUAAUACCAUGAUACACGGUUAUAAUAUAUUGUUGGAUGUGUUGUGUAGCAAUGGAGAGAUUGAUAAGGCUGUUUCAUUGUUGCGCAUGAUUGAAGAUAAAGGAUUUACCCCUAAUAUUGUUAGUUACAACAGCUUAUUGAAUGGAUAUUGCAAAAAGGGAAGCGUGGAUGAAGCUUGGCUUCUUUUUCUUGAAAUUCCAAAUAAAGGCUUGGUGCGAGAUAACCAUACUUAUAAUACCAUGAUACACGGAUUAUUUAGUGCAUGUAAAUUUGCCGAGGGCCGUAAACUAUUCGAGGAUAUGGAAGACCAACAACUGCGUCCUAAUUUGCAAACUUACAAUAUAUUGUUGGAUGGGCUGUGUAGGAAUAAGGAGAUUAAUGAUGCUAUUUCAUUGUUGCGCCUGAUUGAAGAUAAAGGAUUUACCCCUAACAUAGUCACGUACGGUGUUGUCAUAAAUGCAUUAUGCAAACAUGGAAAACAUGGCAUGGCAAGAGAUCUUUUCAAUCAACUUCCAUCGAAAGGUGUACAACCAGAUGUUCGUAUAUAUAGUAUGAUCAUUGGUUCAUUUUGUCAAGAAGGGUCUUGGGAGGAGGUAAAACGUUUGCUGGUAGAGAUGGAGAACCGUGGCUAUGGGCCUGAUCAAGUAACGUACAAUGUCAUCAUCGGGAUUCUGCUAAAUCAAAAUGAGGUUGACAAGGCAAGAUCAUUCAUGGAAGAAAUGCGGGAAAAGGGAUUCUCUGCAACUUCUUCAAUGCCUAGUGGAGAUGAUAAUUUCCUCAAAUCGAUGAAGGACCUUGAGCCCAAGGAAAUUGUAUCCUAGUCCAUAUCAAUGGGAGACAUCGUUGUUCCUGUUGUAGGGCGACUGAUGCAGCCUAAGAGCCAAAGGCUUACGUCUCGGAGCUUAAAGCUGGGUUCGAUUCUUUAUAUGCUUGUGAUAUG
Salvia hispanica is the source of this 3973-nucleotide messenger RNA. The record is from RefSeq and is a predicted model, not a curated record. NCBI's taxonomy places the organism in Eukaryota, Viridiplantae, Streptophyta, Magnoliopsida, Lamiales, Lamiaceae.